Messenger RNA from Acanthisitta chloris (rifleman), 823 nucleotides. It is a transcript of the gene CCDC126, whose product is annotated as coiled-coil domain containing 126. Lineage: Eukaryota; Metazoa; Chordata; Aves; Passeriformes; Acanthisittidae. The transcript is spliced from 3 exons. The coding region runs from base 301 to 720 and encodes 139 amino acids. The record is from RefSeq and is a predicted model, not a curated record.
GAGCUCCCUGAAGAUGUUUGGCUCAUAUUGCUUAAAAAUGUCUGGACAUUUGUUGUUUAAUUGCUGAAGCUUUCCUACCACUUGCUUUUUUCCUGAAGUCUUAAUCUUUUGUGGAAUCGAAAUUGGCUACUAUGGAAUCAAGGCUAAGUAAAACCUGAGAAGAUACAUUCAAGAUGAUCCAGCCAGAAGACUUUUCACUUCAUAGAAAGCUUAUUUUUGUUUAAUAUGUAAUACAACUCGCCAAAGCCAAGUUCAGUUACUUCUCUUGAAAUUAAGACACGCCUGUGGCCUUCAUCAGAAAUGUUUCUAACGUUUUCAAGAAAAAAUAUGUCCCAGAAACUGAGUAUGUUUUUACUAGUUUUUGGCAUCAUUUGGGGCUUGAUGUUGCUACGCUACACUUUUCAGUAUCCAAGGCGCCAAAGCAGUGCUGAGUUGCGUGGACAGAUAUUAGAUCUCAGUAAAAGAUAUGUCAAAGCACUGGCAGAAGAAAAUAAAAAUUUAAUGAAUGGUGGUGGUGGAGCAUCUAUGGCAGGAUAUGCUGAUCUUAAGAGAACAAUUGCUGUUCUUCUGGAUGACAUCUUACAACGCCUUGUGAAAUUGGAAAACAAAGUUGAUUACAUUGUUGUGAAUGGCUCAGCAGCAAAUGCCACUAAUGGAACUAGCCAUCAGGUGCCAGUAACUUCAAAUAAACGUGUAAAACCAGCAAGCAACAUUAGAUAGCAAACAGGGCCCAUUUGUGUUGCUGUAUCUGUGAUGGGUAAUAUUUAAGAUAAGCUUUUUAUCUCUGGCAAAGCAGUAGUUGACUCUCAAAGAAACGCAAACU